AAAUUGAAUUUUAUAAACUUGUGAUUCAAAAAGCUCGUGCUUCAUAAAAUUUGUUAUCUCAUUUGUAGAUAUUUUCCCCUUUUAACUUUGAUAUGUCUUUCAUGACCUACAUGGUUAUUAGACGAUUGAUUAACAUUCGUUUUCGUCAUUUCCAAUCAGUCAUUAUGGUCACAUGAAAGCACAAAUUUGAAAAGCUGUGCAUAGCUGUUCUGGUGAGAGUUUGAUUUAAAUUUCAAGUACUUCAACUUUCAAGUUCAAAUGAAAUUUAGUGUCGGUCUCGCAAAAUCGUUGAACUUGUGAAGUUUAAAAUUCCAGUUCCUUUACAAAUAAAUUAUACUGUGCAAUCAUGAAAGACAAGAAUCAGAAAUUGGCUCGUUGGUAUUUUGGUGGCUUGGGUUCCGCUGGAGCUGCCUGCUGUACUCAUCCGCUGGAUUUGUUAAAAGUGCAAUUACAAACUCAACAAGGUGGAAGUACUUCAGUUUUCAACUUGACCGUAAAGAUUAUCAAAAGUGACGGAGUCCUAGCACUUUACAAUGGCUUAUCAGCGUCUCUUUGUCGACAAUUGUCGUAUUCGACUGUUAGGUUUGGAAUUUACGAAGUUGGUAAGCAGGGUUUAUCAGCUAGAGAUAAAAACAUUCCAUUUUAUCAGCGCGUAUUAUUAGCCUCUGUUGCUGGUGCUGCUGGAGGGUUCGUCGGAACACCAGCUGAUAUGAUCAAUGUUCGUAUGCAAAACGAUAUGAAAUUACCGUUAGAGCAACGCAGAAAUUAUAAACACGCUUUUGACGGAGUCUUCCGAGUAUGGAGAGAAGAAGGAUUCCCUAGACUGUUCUCAGGUGCCUCUAUGGCCACAUCUCGCGCAGUCUUGAUGACUGUCGGUCAAUUAUCAUUUUACGAUCAAAUCAAGCAAAUGCUAAUCGCAUCCGGUGUUUUUGCCGAUAACUUAUUAACACAUUUUAUGGCUAGUUUAGCUGCUGGUGCUAUUGCUACUACUCUUACUCAACCAUUGGACGUGUUGAAAACGCGUAUGAUGAACGCCAAACCAGGAGAAUUUUCUGGUAUUUUCGAUUUAAUAAAAUACACAGCUAAACUAGGACCUGUAGGAUUUUUUAAAGGUUAUGUUCCUGCAUUUGUGCGUCUUGCUCCGCAAACCAUAUUAACUUUCGUAUUUUUGGAACAAUUACGACUGAAUUUCGGAUUUUACCCGCAAGCAGUUGCUUCUUCGAAUAAAAAGGACGAAUAAUUUUAAUUAUUAUUUCUAAUUACCCUUCCGGUGCGCUAUUUUUUUCGCUUUCGAAGCGUAUUGCGUUAUUUAUUGCUUAUUAUCUAAGUUAUUUAGGUGUUCGCAUUUUUAUUUUGUAAUUUUUCUUUCAAUUUUUACCAUUUAACGUACUAUUUUGAAGUACGUGAGUUUCAUACCUAAGAGUUUUAUUUUUUUAUUAGAGCAAUGAUGGCUCUUAUACGUUAUGAUCAAAUUAUCAAGUUCUUAAGAAGCCGUUCACAUUCCCGAUUUUAAGAAUAUUGAAAAUAAUUUCAAUACAUAUCGUCUUUUGUGGUCGUUAGCAUUUUUAAAAAUACAAUCGGUAUCGUAACAUUUCCUGUAAUUUUUACUUUUACUGAUAUCGUAUUUUCGAUAUGAAAAUUACGUCAGAUCAAUAGCGAACAAAAAUUCCAGUCUACAUUCCAAUAUUUCAACGAUGUAUUUUUCCAUUUUAAUUAAUCGUAUUGACGACAGAAGAUUUACAACAGAUUUAACACUGUUCGUAGUUUUUUGAAACGAGAGAACGAAAACAAUUGAAAAUUGAAAUUUCAUUUUAUUAUUGCCUUGCAUUUUGGUGUACUGUACCCAAGUUUUUCUUUUGGUUUUGGUCAAAUAUCCUUUUUUGUUUGUUUUAUUUUCUGUUUUUUGUUGUAUGUAAUUCUUAAACCAUUUUAUUUUAUUUGAUUAGUUGACUAUAAGAUUUAAUGACGAACGAAUUUGAUUAUUGCUGUGAUGUUAAUUAACAACCAAUGGCUAUAAUAUUACUAGUUCAUUCGCUUUCAAGCAGCGUCAUAGAUAGAUCUUUACCGUCCAGUGAUUCGAUACCAUUUUAAAGUUUAACGAGCUAAAUAAGGCAUCCAUCCGUUUUUAUAGUUUUGUAUAAAUUGGCGUGUAUUUUUGAAAAUUAGUAGCUCCUUCCUACAUUUAUUAAUCGACCCAGUGACUCGAUACCUACUUGUCACCCUCUUUCCUAUUUUUUGUCGCUGCUUGCGAGCAUAUUACCGUUUAAUUUACCUACUUGUGUAAUGUGUACUUAUUAACAGUCGAAUAAUUCAUGGUGUGAAUUGUUUUGGUGAUAUGUAACGUAUUUAACAUUGGUUUUUUUGUUGUUAUUAUGCAUCAUUUUUGCAAUUACAUGUUGAAAAUGA
Messenger RNA from Planococcus citri (citrus mealybug), 2406 nucleotides. RefSeq names its product Dicarboxylate carrier 1 (gene Dic1). Gene Ontology annotation, molecular function: antiporter activity; sulfate transmembrane transporter activity; malate transmembrane transporter activity. The record is from RefSeq and is a predicted model, not a curated record. Gene Ontology annotation, biological process: malate transmembrane transport; oxaloacetate transport; thiosulfate transport. The coding region runs from base 347 to 1240 and encodes 297 amino acids. The transcript is spliced from 8 exons. Lineage: Eukaryota; Metazoa; Arthropoda; Insecta; Hemiptera; Pseudococcidae.